Caenorhabditis sp. 36 PRJEB53466 is the source of this 2998-nucleotide messenger RNA. The record is from the annotation of a GenBank genome assembly. NCBI's taxonomy places the organism in Eukaryota, Metazoa, Nematoda, Chromadorea, Rhabditida, Rhabditidae.
AUGAGCCAACAAGUGUCGCCGCGGAGCAUUGCCACUUCACAGGUUCCAAAGGUGCUGCAAAUUUAAAAACUGUUCUGCAAAUGUUAAAUGAAGAAUAGAUUUUAGGUCAAUCCUGAAGAUCGAUUGUCUCCGAAUACUCGCAUACUCAUCACAAAGCUAGAGGUAUUAAUAUAAAUACACAAUUGUAUCGUUUAAAAAGUUUAUGUUGCAUAACAUAAUCAGGAAGCCUUUUCGCGUCGCAUCGGGCGCUGCAGACCGGUUCCGCGAUGUUUCUUCUGAGAGAACACUGUUAUCCGCAUCUUUUCUAUUGAUUUUGUUGGUUUUCAAGCAUUUUUAACUUUUUUGAAAUCAAAAACUGCCAAAAUUCAGCAAAAAGCAAAAACUUGACGGUGGCCGUGGCCGAGUUGGAUUUCUAGACCGUCGCUAGCUAUUUGCUCGGCGAGCUCACGAAAACAGUCAAUUUGGCGCAGUAUUUCAGGAUAGUAUGCUAAGAAAAAGCCGGUCGCUCAUGUCAAUGGUAUUUGGACGACGAAAAAUGAAGGAUCGAGCUGAAAAAGGACAUCCAUACGUUGAGGUAAGCCAAAGAUUUCAAAGUGACUUUCAAACUCAAAUUUGAACGUUUUCAGGCAUCAGUAUCACACGCUCUCGUCGUCAUAUUCUUAGAAUAUUUUGCCUGGGGCCUUUUAACAGUGCCAGUAAUAAAUGUAAGUUAUUUCUUAUUGAUUUUCUAUGAGGAAAGUUGAUGGAACUCCCAAAAAGCACUUCAAAACCCAGCAGAAAUAGCCUUUCUCUCGACUUUAAAAAUGAUACCUCUAAAAAAAUAAAAAACUUUUCAACUUUCAGGUACUUGCAGAAACGUUUCCGACCAACAAGUUUUUAAUGAAUGGAUUGGUGUUAGGAGUGAAAGUAAGUUUUUAAAGUGAUAAUUAAAACUUCUAAAAGCUUGCCUUGGACCGCAAAUUUGCCGACACCUACGUAAAUUUCAUAAUUAAUCUAAACUUUGCAGGGUCUUCUAUCAUUUCUGUCCGCUCCAUUGGUCGGAGCACUUUCGGACGUGUGGGGUCGGAAAGCCUUCCUGAUCCUAACCGUUCUGUGCACGUGCAUGCCGAUCCCGUGUCUCAAGAUCAGUCCCUGGUGGUACUUUUCACUGUUCAGCCUUUCCGGACUCUUCUCCGUUACCUUCAGUGUCAUUCUCGCCUACGUGGCCGAUAUCACUGACAAAACAGUAAGAUUUUUGUCAAAAAUUAAAUUUUCUACUGACAUUCAGUAGAACUUUUGAUAAUCUCUCAAAAAACGUAGAAUUUCAACUUUUUGCAUCUUCAGGAACGAUCCUCCGCGUACGGACUGGUGUCAGCCACUUUCGCCGCCUCUCUGGUGACGUCGCCGGCGCUCGGUGCCUACAUUUCGGAAGUGUACGGCGACAGUCUCGUAGUUCUCCUGGCUACCUUAGUCUCCGUCGCCGACGUCAUCUUCAUCGUGCUCUUUGUGCCUGAAUCCCUUCCGUCGAGACGCGCGACGCCCGGAUCCGGACAGAUUACCCCGAACGAGGUGUUCAACUGGCAUUCGGCCGAUCCGUUCGGAUCUCUCCGCAUCGUUUGGGAAGAUAAGUUGGUGAGUUUUUAUUUUUUCAAUAUUAUCUUAAAUUGAGUUCAAGAUUUUAAACAGACUAAGCAUACUGAUUUUUUCCCCAGGUCCUCCAACUGGCGACCAUCGUCUUCCUCUCAUACCUGCCAGAAUCUGGCCAGUUCUCGUGUUUCUUCGUCUACCUGAAACUCGUUGUCGGAUUCUCGCCAGAAGCUGUCGCCAUGUACAUUGGACUCGUCGGCAUCCUCUCUGUCGUCGCUCAGACCGGCCUUUUGCACUAUCUGACGAGUAGGGUAGGCACAAAACACACGAUCACGCUGGGUCUCAUCUUCCAACUCAUCCAACUCACCUGGUACGGACUCGGUACUCAGUGAGUUGUUUUUUAUUAGAAAAAGUGAGAUAUUUAGCUAAUUUCUCUGGAUUUUUCUUAGCUUUCUACAGAAACGGCAAAAUCUUCCAGGAAUUCUCAUAUUUUACAGAUAUUGGAUGAUGUGGGCGGCGGGAAUGUUGGCGGCGAUGAGCAGUAUCACGUAUCCGUCGAUUUCGGCGUUCGUCUCGAUCCUUUCCGACAAAGAUAAACAGGGAACCGUCCAAGGAGUGAUCACCGGCAUCCGAGGCCUUUGCACCGGAUUCGGACCCGCCCUCUUCGGUACCGUAUUCUACUUGUUCGACGUGGAUUUGGAGGACGAGAAGAGCCCGUCGGGAGCACUUUCAUUAGUGGCGCCCAGGAAGAUUCCGGAGAAGAUUCUGGCGCCGUCAAGGAAUGAAUCUUCAUGGGUAAGCCACUUUUGAAAAAGAUGUUGCCCAGAAAACCAAAAAAACGGAGAUUUGUUAUUGAAAAGAAGAUUAAACGGGAAAUCCGUAAGUCAAACAAAAAACACGCGUUCGUGACUGCAGGAACAUUGUGUAUUUCUAAAUUUCAUGGUGGGUUUGUAAAAAAAACAUUUCUCUCUGAAUCGCAGAAAGCGUGUUCUUCAGUAAUCUCCGAUUGCCUGAAACUUGAUACCAGAACCGUUGUUUCACAAUAUCGACACACAAUUUGAGUGAAAUAGACAACAAUCCUUAACACUUGAAAAUCUUAGAUCUUUUUUGCAAGUGUGAAAGAUAUCCCUCAUUUCUCUAUGAAAAUAACCAAAAUCGGGUUAAUUAUGUCAAUCUUCUCACUUCAAUUCCGCAAAACGCUCUUUUUCAGAUCCAACAACAAGUCGAACGAGCGGCGGCGUUCGACUGGCAAUUCAUCCCAGGACCUCCGUUCCUGAUCGGAGCCAUGAUGGUCCUCUUUGCUCUUCUGAUCAACUCGACUCUUCCGCACACCCCGACCGUCUCCAAGUACUUCCGACGGUCGCCAUCGCAUUCUCGGCAGUCCUCCGACACGGCACAUCUACUGAAUCCCUCCGAUUCGCCGCAUUGCUGA